CUGCUGUGUACCGAGGCCCCCAGGAUGGUGGCCACCAGGCUGUCCAACCGCCUCCCAGCGCCUCUGGCCUUUAAGGAUCCCAGCGCUUUCAGGGUUAAGAGUUGGGGCGAGCUGCUCCGUGCUCUGGGUAUCUUCCAGUUCUGCUCCUUCCCUGUGCUGGUAAACAACUGUGGGAAGCUGAUGUCCAUAGCACGCACGGUCCUGGGGAGAAGGGGGUUCUCCUUGCUGCUGCGCCCCACUGUGUAUGCUCAGUUUGUGGCUGGAGAGAAUGAGAGAGAAAUCUCUAAGUCCAUGGAGAAGAUGAGCAUGCUGGGACUGAGGCCCAUGCUGGCGGUACCUAUCGAAGAGGAUCUGGGAGAAAGCACUGGAGAGAAGAGAUAUGAUGAGAACAUGGAGUCCAUGUUGGAGUGUGUGAGAAUGUCCCACACGAACACCUGGAGCAAAGACCCAAUGAUGCAGCUGAAGAUCACAGCCCUGCUCAGACCAGAGCUGUGUGUGAAACUGACAACCCUCAUUUCACAACAACCAUAUGACCUCAAUCUCCUAGUUAGAGCACUGGAUGGAGAGCAAAUCAACUUCCCUGGUUUAGAUGGAAAUGAAAUUGCACACUUCCUCUGUGGCCUGCAGCGCCUUAACAAGAUAGGAGAGGCAAGUGUAAACAAAGUCCGAGUCCUGGUCGAUGCAGAGUACACCUACAUGAACCCCGCCCUCUCUCUUGUCACCACGGCGAUGAUGAAGAAGUUUAACAAAGAUGGCGCCUGGAUUUGGAACACAUAUCAGUGCUACCUGAAGGAGUCCAGGUCCCUCCUCUUAGAAGGUCUGCUUCUGUCCAAGAAUGAGGGUUUCUGUCUGGGAGUCAAGCUGGUACGAGGAGCCUACAUGGACAAAGAGAGAAAGCUGGCAGAGAAAGAGGGUCGUCUGGACCCCAUCCACCAAAGCUGGGAGGACACCAACAACAGUUAUAACGGCUCAUUGGAUGUGAUGCUGGAAGCCAUAUCCCAGAAACCUGAGCGCUACAGGAUUAUAGUCGCCACUCACAACGAGGAGUCAGUGAGACGAGCCGCCGAACGGAUGGAACAGUUGGGGAUAGACAAAGAUGGAGGCUCAGUGUGUUUUGGCCAGCUGCUGGGUAUGUGUGAUCACGUCUCCCUCACAAUGGCUAAAGAGGGUUAUGCAGUAUACAAGUCGGUGCCUUAUGGCUCAGUGGACGACACGCUCCCCUACCUGGUGCGUCGAGCUCAGGAGAAUCGCACUGUGUUGCAGGGAAUUCGCAAAGAGAGGGAUCUGCUGAAGCAAGAGCUCCGCCGGAGACUCUGUCCAGGUCUGAGGGGAGGCAGCUAACAGUCCAUCAGCAAUGAACACACUCAGGUGUCCUAAUGCAUUGGAAAUGCGUGGAAUAGGAAGGCUGUUAAAUGUAGCAAAGACAA
Messenger RNA from Monopterus albus (swamp eel), 1427 nucleotides. It is a transcript of the gene prodh2, whose product is annotated as proline dehydrogenase 2. Gene Ontology annotation, cellular component: mitochondrion. The record is from RefSeq and is a predicted model, not a curated record. Bases 25 to 1341 code for a protein of 438 amino acids. The transcript is spliced from 10 exons. Gene Ontology annotation, molecular function: proline dehydrogenase activity; FAD binding. Lineage: Eukaryota; Metazoa; Chordata; Actinopteri; Synbranchiformes; Synbranchidae.